Messenger RNA from Diaporthe citri, 2817 nucleotides. RefSeq lists its product as uncharacterized. NCBI's taxonomy places the organism in Eukaryota, Fungi, Ascomycota, Sordariomycetes, Diaporthales, Diaporthaceae. The record is from RefSeq and is a predicted model, not a curated record. Gene Ontology annotation, molecular function: protein binding; histone H3K36 methyltransferase activity. Gene Ontology annotation, biological process: regulation of DNA-templated transcription. The transcript has 3 exons. Bases 1 to 2817 code for a protein of 938 amino acids. Gene Ontology annotation, cellular component: chromosome; nucleus; chromatin.
AUGGAUGAGGAGGAGCGCAAGGCGGAUGCGUCUCCAGCCAUCAAGAUGGAGGACGGCUUUCGAGAGAAUGUGACGGCCCUCAAGGCACGGCGCAGUGCUUCCACCUCACCCAACGAGUCGAAGCCCUCGAGAUCUUCGAGUCUGUCGCCAGGAGCAAAGGCAGACAACGAGAGCACCUCAACACCCGAAAACGACCCUGCGCCCAAACUCUCGAGAAAAUCGUCCUCCAAAGCUGUCUCGCGCACACCGCUCCUCUUCGGCCACCUUCAAGAUGUCACGGAAGAGUCCAUGACGUCCUUCCAGGUCAUUCCCGACUGCCUGUACGGCUCGAAGAACAUGGGAUCAUCAGAACACGAUGCUUUGGAUUGUGAUUGCGCUGAAGAAUGGCAGAAUGGCCACAAUCACGCCUGCGGGGAAGACUCCGACUGUAUCAAUCGAGCGACCAAGAUGGAGUGCGUUGACGGCGACUGCAACUGUGGCUCCGGCUGCCAGAAUCAGCGUUUCCAGCGCCGACAGUUCGCAAAUGUCUCCGUCAUCAAGACCGAGAAGAAGGGCUUCGGCCUCCGGGCAAAUGUUGACCUGCAGCCCAAUGAUUUCGUGUUUGAGUACAUCGGCGAAGUCAUCAAUGAGCCGACUUUCAGACGACGGAUGAUGCAGUAUGACAACGAAGGCAUCAAGCACUUUUAUUUCAUGUCACUGACGAGGACCGAAUUUGUUGAUGCCACCAAAAAGGGCAACCUGGGUCGGUUCUGCAAUCACUCCUGCAACCCAAACUGCUAUGUGGACAAGUGGGUGGUUGGCGAAAAAUUGCGCAUGGGCAUUUUUACAGGCCGUGCAGUGAAGGCCGGCGAGGAGCUCGUCUUCAACUACAACGUGGACCGCUAUGGCGCUGACCCGCAGCCCUGCUACUGUGGUGAGCCAAAUUGCACAGGGUUCAUCGGCGGCAAGACCCAGACAGAGCGUGCCACCAAAUUGCCCCUUGCGACCAUUGAGGCACUCGGUAUCGACGAUAGCGACAGCUGGGACACCGCUGUUGCUAAGAAACCCCGCAAGAAGAAGCCCACCGAGGACGAGGAAGAGUACGUCAAUAGCGUGCAGCUUCGCGGCCUCGAUGAGAAUGGUGUCACCAAGGUCAUGGCCGCCCUGAUGCAAUGCAAGGAAAAAUGGAUUGCCGUCAAAUUGCUCCAGCGCAUCCAGAACGCCGACGACGACCGGGUCCGCAACAGGGUUGUGCAGAUGCACGGUUACCAGAUCCUCAAAACCACGCUCAACGCCUUCAAAGACGACCACAACAUUGUUCUCCAGAUUCUGGACAUCCUCUACAAAUUCCCUCGAUUGACCAAGAACAAGAUUUCCGAUUCCAACAUUGAGGCAGUGGUCGAGAGUCUCACCGCGUCGGAGCAUGAGGAGGUGGCGGCCGAGUCGAAGCGCCUCAUGGAAGAGUGGAGCAAAUUGGAGACGGCUUACCGGAUUCCUCGAAGGAAAUUUGACCCCGCUGCCCAGCCCGCCAACUCUUUCGAGGAACGCCGAAAGCACGACCACAAGGAAGAGACACCAUCAAAGCCGGUCAUCGCGCCCGGUGUCGUGAUUCCAAAGGGCCCGAAGAGCAACAUCCCUCAGCGAAAUGCAGCAUAUUUUGUCCCGCGGCCCCGGCGGGUAUUCCCCACCGGCAACGCCCUGCCGCAAGGUUGGUUCAUGGCCAAAGACCCCGAGGGGAAGGUGUAUUACUACUCCCAGGGCGGAACCGUAACCUGGCAACGCCCGACUGUGCCGGCGCAUGCGGCCAAGGUACCAUCCAAGCAGCAACAGGACCAGAAGGCCGUCAUGGACAUCAUUGAAAACCUGAGCAAGGAGCCUACGCCUAAACCCUCUGCGUCCCUGACCCCACAGCGACAGAGCACUCCCGUUCCAGAUGCCAAGAAGGAGAAGUGGCGUUCUCUGCCGGUCGAAAAGCAGAUGAGGAUCUACGAGAACACGCUCUUCCCGCACGUCAAACAUGUCUUGGAUAAGUUCCGCCACAAGUUACCCAAAGAGGAACUGAAGAGGUUCGCCAAAGACGUCAGCAAGAAGCUGGUGUCUUCAGACUACAAGAACAACCGCGUAGCAGACCCCACCACCAUCAGUGAAAAACAGGAGAAGAAGAUCCGGAAAUAUGUUAAAGACUUCCUUGAUCGUGCAGUACAGAAGUACCAGGAGCACGAGAAGCGGAAGGCCGAGCGUGCAGCGGGACCGAGUCACGGAAAGUCGAAGGAGCCGAACAACGAAGCCAUCGCGUCUGUUGAGACGCCAGGGACCAUCGGACCCACUGGUGACGAACCUACCGCCCUGAGUGACGCAGAAGACGGCGCGACAGGUUCUCCAGAGCGCAAGCGAAAGCGAGACGAAGAUGAUCUCCUGGAUGCUAGCCUCACUCCUGACGAGACACCGUCCAUGAAGCGUCUGAAGGACGAAGAGACGACCGAGGAACCCAGCCCGCCACCUCCGCCCCCGCCCCCGGAGGAGGCGAUGGAUGUUGACAUGACCCCGACUCAGGCAGCAGAAUUCUCACGCGAGCAGGAGCAGGCCCAGCGGCUUGCCGACGAGGCUGAGCAGGAUAGGGUCCGCCAGGAAGAGGACCUGCAGCGUGAGAACGAGGAAGCGGAGAAGUGGUUUGAGCUGGAGCAGAAGAGCCAGAAGGUGGCUGCCACUAACGGGGCCUCGACUGAAGAUGCCAGCAUGAACGGGACAUCGCCAGCCGUAGAGGGUGGCGAUGCUUCCCAUGAGGAAGCCAUAAAGCGUGAAAAUGAGGGGCUAAAGCAACUGGUUUUGGGGCAGUAA